Molecule: messenger RNA, 1458 nt
Organism: Colletotrichum truncatum
Lineage: Eukaryota; Fungi; Ascomycota; Sordariomycetes; Glomerellales; Glomerellaceae
Product: putative WD domain-containing protein
Biological process (GO): mRNA splicing, via spliceosome
Cellular component (GO): precatalytic spliceosome; catalytic step 2 spliceosome; Prp19 complex
Molecular function (GO): protein binding
Source: RefSeq, a predicted model, not a curated record
AUGCACGACUUGAAUAUCACACCGGAAGACUCUCUUCUAGCAGCGCUGCUAGGCAACAACCAAAAAGUCACCAGGGUCUUUUGCUCGGAGUCCUCCAAUGCGUCGACAAAAAAGCGACAGAGGAGCGAGUUCGCCGAAACGACGACAGAAAGCCUCAGCAACACAGAAACCGUCCGCAGUCGCUUCCUCAACGAGUAUUCAAACGUCCAGCAGCUCCCGGCAGCUCUUGCCGCCAAACAGCCGGCUCCUCCCACUAAGUCGCGGAGAAUCAAAGCACAGCCCAAUGUAGAACAGGCAGUUAUACAUCAGAGGUCUUCCCAGAAGCUCUUAGAAGGCACGAACGGCCCUGCCACCACCGCAACAAACACUCAGUCUGCCCCUGCCGAGAGUGAUCAAAUAAAUAGCCCCCUUCAGCGCCAGGCCCAUGAGCCUCUCAGUCUUGUUCGUCGUGGCACCUCAGCAACGCAGACGGGUCAGCCUGAGUGGCAUCCUCCGUGGAAGUUGAUGAGAGUCAUUUCCGGCCACCUGGGCUGGGUACGAAGCUUGGCGGUAGAGCCUGGAAACAAGUGGUUCGCCAGCGGUGCGGGCGAUAGGACCAUUAAGAUUUGGGAUCUCGCAACAGGAUCACUCCGACUUACUUUGACGGGUCACAUAUCGACGGUUCGUGGCCUCGCUGUAAGCCCACGCCACCCCUAUCUUUUCUCUUGUGGAGAGGACAAAAUGGUCAAGUGUUGGGACCUUGAGACCAACAAGGUUAUCAGGCAUUAUCAUGGACAUCUGAGCGGUGUGUACACCCUUUCUCUUCACCCGACUUUAGAUGUCCUGGUUACUGGAGGUCGAGACGGCGUUGCAAGGGUUUGGGACAUGCGAACUCGAAGCAAUAUUCAUGUUCUAUCUGGCCAUACAGGGACUGUAUCUGAUGUCAAAUGCCAGGAGGCCGAUCCUCAAGUUAUCACCGGGUCCUUAGAUACGACCGUGAGAUUGUGGGAUUUGGCCGCCGGCAAGACCAUGGGCGUAUUAACACAUCACAAAAAGGGUGUGAGAGCCUUGGCCACGCACCCACAAGAGUUUACCUUUGCGACUGGCAGCACAGGAAGCAUCAAACAAUGGAAAUGUCCUGAGGGAGCCUUCAUGCAGAACUUUGAGGGUCAUAACGCUAUUAUUAAUACUCUCAACGUUAAUCAAGAGAAUGUGCUCUUCUCAGGUGGCGAUAACGGUUCGAUGAGUUUCUGGGAUUGGAAGACAGGUCAUCGAUUCCAGUCUCUCGAUACUACGGCACAGCCAGGAUCAUUAGAUGCCGAGGCUGGUAUUAUGAGCUCAACGUUUGAUCGUUCAGGUUUGCGAUUGAUUUGCGGUGAGGCUGAUAAGACUAUCAAAAUUUGGAAACAAGACGAGAAGGCCACACCUGAAACUCAUCCAGUGGCUUGGCAGCCAACCUUAUCACGACGCAAGUUUUAG